Ostertagia ostertagi is the source of this 912-nucleotide messenger RNA. The record is from the annotation of a GenBank genome assembly. Lineage: Eukaryota; Metazoa; Nematoda; Chromadorea; Rhabditida; Trichostrongylidae.
AUGUCGAGAUGUUGGAGAAACUGGACCGGAGAGCGAAUGUCACCGCCUAAGGUGGCAGAUUAUAUAAAGUCAGUUUUCGAUAGCGGCGAUAUCACUGUGGAAAUAACAGAUAAUCAAGAUGUGAUAAAGAAAGAGUAUCCUAUGAUGGCGGCUGUCAAUCGCGCUGCGAAUACAGUAAAAGACCAUCAGGCGCGUCUCAUUCGCCUUGAGUACGUCGGCGAAGGAACCAUUGAAAACACCUACUUUCUAGUCGGAAAAGGCGUUACAAUUGACACUGCUUUGGAGCUGCUGAAGCCGAGGAAUAUCAAGGUGGUCGGUUAUAUGUGUAUGGUUCGAAACAGCAUCGGUUCUCAUGGCUAUACGACCGACGAAGUGCUCACAGCAAGGAGUGGAAAGCGAAUUCAUAUCUACAAUACAGAUGCAGAAGGGCGGAUCACAAUGCUCGAUCCGUUGACUAAAGCUAAGGAGGAGGCUCUUAACGAGGUUAAUCCUCAUUUGAUGACCAUCGCUACCCUAACUGGGCAUGAAGUGUUAGCGUACGGGUACUAUGCUGCCUUUAUGGACAAUGGACCAGCGAAGCAAAGCGGUUGGACUCGUCGAGUUCAGGAUAUUGGAGAUGCUUUUGGUCAGCCUAUUGAAAUCAGUCGUAUGAACAGCUACAAAGAUUUCGAUUUUCAUAAGGCGGAGUGCGAGCAAGCACACAUACGUCAAACUGGUCUGAAGCCGUCUGCUCAAACUCUGCGAGGUCAUCAAUGUCCGGGGGCAUUUAUGAUCAUGGCAUCUCGACUGGAUGAACAUGGGUGCGACAGCGACCAUCCUUUGAAAUUUACGCAUAUUGAUAUGGGCAGUGCAGCUGGCGAACAUCCCGAAACGAGUUUUCCAAAUCCGCUCGUCACCUUGGUUGCAGAGUAA